GGGGCGAGGUUUUCAGGGGAGGGAAUGAAGGAGUAAGCAGGACUGUGCCGCUAACACAGAAUCACUGUGUUAGUACAGCUGACAAUAAAAGAGGACAGGCAUGGUUGGAGAAAGGCUGAAGGAGAGAAGUGGGAGCGAGUGAGAAGAACAACAAACCAUCAGCAGCCAGUCUCGGACACUUCAUGUUUUUCAUCUAUAUACGGAAAACCACUGGAUAAUUUAUAAGCCUCUCCCUCUCGCUCUGUGUGAGUGUGUGUGAGGGGGGGAGUGCUGAUCUCACCAUGCUGUGUCCUGCUGCUGUCAGUGCAGCUGCUGCGGCUCUCUGGCUGCUGGCAGCGCUGGGCCCAGGCCUGUCUCACGCAGCUGAGGAGAACUCAGACCCAGGCUUCAGCCUCUGCAGCCGUUGCUUCUACAGACAGGAACCUCCUCAGGGAGCCUCUGCAGAGCCUCCGCUGCGGCCGCUCUGCCACAGAUUGCCCGGGGGACAGACGUUUGCCACCCUGUCCAAGCCGACCUGUGACACAGUUGCCUACUCAGCGUUUCGUCUCAGCCAUGGAUCAACAGAAGGAGACGGAGUGGAGGAGGAAGAGUUAAUGCAUGACACUGAAGUGGCAGUACCAGCGCUCCUCACAGGGGGACGUCCUGCCUCCCAUCCUACCUCACCCACAAACUUCCCUCUCCAACAGUGGGACUCAGCAGUCACAACGCUGGUCCUGUCGAGCGUCUCUCCCCAGUGCUUGGCUCUAGGGGGUGAUCUCUAUAUCCUGACUGGGGCGGGCGGAUUCGAUGGCGAGUGUCAGACGGAGCCCCUGUGGUCUGCCCUGUGCUGCUCUGUCCCGGAGGGGAGGGGGGGCUUCAGCGUGGGGUUAAUCAGAGAGGCAGGGAAAGAGCAGAGGCAAGUGAGCGUGAAGGAGCUGCAGGAGCUGCUGGGGGUGCAGGGGUUGUUCUCCGAAGGCUGCGGGAGAACAGAUGAGAUCGUUGCAGGUGUCGUAGAGCAUCACAGUGAAGAAAAGAAAGAUGACGGCAAUGUUUCUGGUGCAGCGCUGGGUGAUAAAGAUGUGGAUUCAAGUGUUGCUACUGGGGGAGAAGGGGAGGCUGGUGAAAUCAGGCAGGGGACUUCGGCAGGUGCAGUGAAAUCAGGGAGAAGCGGUGGAGAGCAGGGGGAUGAAACCCAUUCAGCUGUUGUUGGCUCAGACCCUCCAGAAUCUUCAGCUGACUAUGAGAGAGUGGAUGACGACGAGACAGACACGAACUCAAGCAGCAUUCUGCUCUGCGUCCUCUCCACCACCUUUUCCAUCCUUACAGCACCGCUAAGGCCUGUGGUGUCUACAGUCACACAGUUACCGGGACAGGUGACCUAUGUUCUUCAGGAAGAUCUCGGCGUGCUCUGUGCUCUGCCUGGAGAUACCGUUUCCAUCUUUCACCUCUUGGCCUCGGACCUUCUCUCCUGGAUGGGCUCAGCUGCAGAUUUGGUGCUGUGUGUUGGGGAAACCAUCGUCUCCAGCAGCUACUUCUGCACUUCUUCCAUGCUAGAAGCCCUGACCACUAGUCUGUACACUGGGGUCACCGGCAUAGGGACCCUGGCUGGUGACAUAGUGGGGAUAUUUAGCGAUGCAUUGGAUAACUUGUGGUGGGUGUCUAAGUUCUUUGGGGGGAGGCUGUGGGAACAAAGUGAGGAUUAUGUGGAGACAGUGGUGUCAGAAAUGGGGGUUCAGGCCAGCACUGCAGGUAAAGGCUUGGGCAAACUGGUGUCAAGAAGCGGAAAUGGAGUGGGGAAAGUGUUCAGGCUGGGAGAGGGUUUGGUAACAGGGAUGGUGAAUAUGGUGAUUGGUGGGGUGAAAGAGGCAUUUGGGAAUGACUCAGAGUGAAGAAAGAGAAAAAAAGAAGGCCCAGCCUUGAUAAAGCCAUCAGUAACAAACUUUGUACAAUUUAAGUUUGUUUUUUGGUACAUGGGAAUGUGCAAAAAGGAGAAGCAUGCUGGCUUUAUUUGAUAAACCUUUGCUGUUAAGGAUUAACACAUUUUAAAUCAAAUGUAGAAUAUCACUGAUUUCUUUCGCUGUGUUACACGUCACUGAGGAGCUGGCUGUCCAGAUAAUCUGCUGUAUUUGAGAGAUCCAACUGUGAUUAAAAAACACUGUGCACACUGUGCUUUAUGAUGUAAGUAUUCAAGACUACUCUGGUAAAAUGAUUGUUGUAUCUGUAUAUAUACGUAUGUAUAUUUGAAUAAAAAAUGCUGAAUACAGUUGAAACACA
Molecule: messenger RNA, 2253 nt
Organism: Betta splendens (Siamese fighting fish)
Lineage: Eukaryota; Metazoa; Chordata; Actinopteri; Anabantiformes; Osphronemidae
Exons: 3
Coding region: 282-1868 (528 amino acids)
Source: RefSeq, a predicted model, not a curated record